GAGUGAGUAUGCCUUACCUCUUUAAAGCGAAAUUAGGGCCGAAACCCUACAAGCGGCAGUGGAGGAUUAUGCCGUGGCGACCCUCUUCACUCUUUCUCUUAUAACUCACCGUUCGCCUCCGCUCUUUCUCUUUCUAAGUUUCGGUUGCAUCAAAACGCAGCGUUUCGACAGCAUGAUAAGGGGAGGCCAAACCUACGUUUCUUGCGCUCCGGCGUUCUCAAACGACGGCAAGCGUCUUCUUAUCGGCAGCGGCUCCACCGUCUCCGUCUUCAGCACCGCCACCGGAAUGCUCGGUUCCUCCUUGGAAGGCCACACUGCCACCGUCACCUCCCUCGUCGUCGUUCCCACUUCCAACUUCUUAUGCUACUGUUGGACCUCUUCUCUCGAUGGCACUGUUCGUUACUGGGACUUCUCCGUUCCCGAAUGCAUCAAGAUUGUUAAUCUUCACUUUCCCGUUUUCUCCAUGGUGAUACCUUCAAUAUUAUCCCCGCCGGAAGAAAACAGGGCAAAGACGCCUAAUGUUAUUGCCUAUGUGUCUGUUCAAGAUACGAAUGCACAAGAUAAUCGCCCCAAACCUCGUCGUGGACAGCUCAGGAAGUGUAAUUUGACUAAUCAGACACUUAGCAAAAUGAUCUUGAAAGAGACUGAACGACCCGAAUCUUUAACUAUUAGUCCCUCGGGAAAGUUUUUGGGUAUAAAAGACAAGCGCAAACUUCAUAUAUGGAAAGUUCCUAAAAUGGACUCUGAUUCUGCUGUGUCUAAGAAGAUUACCCUACAUCAUACAAAGACUUUUACUGUUCUUGCAUUCCAUCCGACAGAGAGAAUUGUGGCUGCAGGUGAUGUAACGGGAAGAAUUUUAAUUUGGAGAGGAUUUGGUGCUCAGAAGUUGCUUGACAGUAGUGGACUUGUGAACGGAAGAUCAAUGAAUGAUGUGGAAGAUAAGCCUGGGGUAAGGGAAAAUGAUGAUGCUGAAUCAUGUUCCACAUGGCAUUGGCACUCUGCUGCUGUGAGGCUUCUAUCUUUCUCUUCAGAUGGAGCCUACCUGUAUUCAGGUGGGAAGGAAGGAGUUCUUGUGCUUUGGCAGUUGGACACAGGAAAGAAGAAAUUUUUACCCAGAAUUGGAUCUCCACUUCUGUAUUUUGUAGAUUCUCCAGAUCCAUCACUUUCUUCGAUAUCUUGUGCAGAUAAUCAAAUUCAUAUAUUGAAGAUGCCUUCAAUGGAAAUAAUAAAGUCUAUUUCUGGGAUCAAGCCCCCUUUAUCUUCUCAAGAUAUAUGUGAAAGUCUUUCCAGCCGAGCUGCCUUUGACUGCACUUCUGGUUUAGUGGCUGUACAAACAGAGAACUAUGGCGUCCAAUUCUACAGCUUGUUUGCUAAUCGAGGACUUUAUGAGGUUCAAGUCUGUGAAAGAAACCAUCAACCAGUUGAUGAGGUCAUGGUGGUAGUGACAUUGGUGGAACUGUCUGUAGAUGGCUCUAUGAUGGGUACUGUUGAAGUCAAGCUUCCUGAAGAAGGAAUAGGAGGUCUUGUUUGUUUGAAAUUUUGGGAUUUGGAUGAUGACAAAAGAUUUUCAGUAUCCACCCUUAUUUAUGAACCUCACAGGGAUUCUCAUAUUUCUGCUGUUGCUUUUCAUCCUACCCGUCAUAUGGCUGUCAGUUCAUCUUACGGUGGAGAUUUCAAGAUAUGGGUCUGCAAGGAGGAAAUUCGACAGAAAGGCGAGAUGCUUCAGAAUUCUGGUUGGAUGUGCCAUGCUGUUGGAUCAUACAAAAAUAAAGCCAUGAGAGCUGCUGCUUUUUCAGCUGAUGGUUCCGUGCUGGCUGUUGCAGCAGACACUGUUAUUACAUUGUGGGACCCUGAUAAGAAUGUGCUCAUUGCUGUUGUAGGAGAGACUCCAACGCCUAUUGCGAGUCUCACCUUUGCUGGAGAGUCGGAGUACCUUCUGUCUGUUUCUCAUGGUUCAAAACCACAGUUGUCUGUUUGGAGUAUGUCGAAGUUAGCUGCAACUUGGUCAUAUAGGCUUCUAAUUGAAGCUGUCUCCUGUGCAAUAGAUCUAUCAUAUUUUGCUGCUCUUGCUCUCCUUCCUGAAUCAAAUGAACGUACAUUUAAAGGCGAUGGAAUAAUCUUAUUAUUCAACGUAACAGAUCCUGUUCCUGUGGCUUCCUGGUCUGUAACUAAGGCCAAGGGAGGGGGGCUUGCUUUCCUCAAAGGAGAUCCAUCUGAACGAGUGGUUGUUGAUGGGAAAGCAUCGCAGACUCUGCUUGCAUAUAUAAAUGGAGAUCGUGAAUAUGUCCUCUUUGAUCCACAUGGCAAAGAAACCUGUGAGCUUAUUAUGACUAGGCAGGAUGAUCUUGUUUCACUUGAAGAAACAGGACAAUUUGGAUAUACAUCUAUUUAUGGAGAGCUACCCAAAUUUGAUUUGAAAAGGAACGAGGCUUCAUCAAUUUUAUCUGCUGCAUCUGAGAGGCCUUGGGAAACCAUAUUUAGUGGAUCGUCACAUAUGCUACCACCCCUUACCAAAUUGUGUUCGGAAUUCUUAGAGUCCCUACUUGAAAAAAGGACAGCAACUGUAGAAUGACAUACUACAUGCAUGCAACUCGGUUUAAAUUGAUGAUUGGUUCUUUGAUGCUACUUCUCGUCAGCAGAGCUCAAGAGGAAUACUGGGCUUGAACGUGAGGUAGUUGUAUUUCCCUCCAAGACUGGUGUAAACUCUCUGCCUUCUAGCUACUGCCGCAGACUAGUCUGGCGUCAGCAAUUUUUCACUUACCUUGGAACUGUUUGUCCAAUUAGCUGAUGCAGUAAAAGAUCGGACAACAAAAGAUUCAACUUUAAGUGGUUGGUUAUAUGGCAUAAUAGUAUACCUGUGAGAGGUUUCCUCUUCCCAACACCCGAUUUUGCCUUUGUUCUACUUAAUUAUAUAUUUUAGUAAUAUCAGUUCCUGGAUGAACCGAAAUUUUGACAGUAACGAAUGAUGAUAAAUUUGCAGGGUAGCGAUCUUGUAGGCUUGUAAUCAAUGUGAAUGAGUCCUAGGUAAUACGGCGAUUAAUGCUAUGGAAGCUACAGUUCAUAUGUAACAGUAUUGUGAAUUAUAAUCAAUAUAAUAGCGAUUAAUUGUUUUUACCCUCUCU
Messenger RNA from Abrus precatorius (Indian licorice), 3122 nucleotides. RefSeq names its product WD repeat-containing protein 75. Gene Ontology annotation, molecular function: protein binding. The coding region runs from base 173 to 2572 and encodes 799 amino acids. NCBI's taxonomy places the organism in Eukaryota, Viridiplantae, Streptophyta, Magnoliopsida, Fabales, Fabaceae. The record is from RefSeq and is a predicted model, not a curated record. The transcript is spliced from 15 exons.